Messenger RNA from Zingiber officinale, 2256 nucleotides. Its product is annotated as protein ROLLING AND ERECT LEAF 2-like. Bases 1 to 2160 code for a protein of 719 amino acids. The transcript is spliced from 4 exons. The record is from RefSeq and is a predicted model, not a curated record. NCBI's taxonomy places the organism in Eukaryota, Viridiplantae, Streptophyta, Magnoliopsida, Zingiberales, Zingiberaceae.
AUGGGAUGUUCUACCUCAAAGUUGGAGAAUGAGGAUGCCGUUCGCCUUUGCCAUGACAGGAAGAAUUUCAUCAAACAAGCUAUCGAGCAGAGAAACCAGCUUGCAUAUGUGCACGUAGCGUAUAUACGAUCUCUGAAGGGAGUUGCUGUUGCUCUGUGUCGUUAUGUUGAUGACGAUGAGCUUCAGUUCUUCUUGGCUUCUUUCACGACAGCGCCAAUGCCACCGCAAUCUGUAAGAGAAGUACACCCGGAUAUCGCCAUGAUUCCAAGGAAAUUAUUUGCACCACAAGAGAACCACUCUCGAAGAAACACUUUUUCUGCAGUGCAUUACAUGAAAGCAGGGUGGAGUCCAUCAAUUUCUGUCGAGGAAUGGCCCGAGCCAGUGGAAACUGUGAGACCUGAGUAUAAUUAUUCUACAGGUCAUUCUGGUUUUGAUGGCUAUGCUCCUGCAGGGGCUGCAACCAUGGGAUCAUCAUACUCCUCUCCAUACGCAAGACCCAGAUACCCACCUGCAUCGCCUCAGGCUUCACAGAUGGACUUCUUUUGGAACCCUUUCUCAUCUCUGAAUUCAUAUGGAUAUCCCUACGGAAACAAUUCAGAAGAUGUCUUGCUUGAUGAGGAUUCUGAUCAGCUAAGGAAAGUUCGACAGCAAGAAGGGAUACCUGAACUGGAAGAAGAGGACGAUGAUGAGGAUCAUGAGGAGAUUCGGAAUGUAUCAAUUAAAUCAGAGAUUCCUAGAAUUUAUUCGAAGCGUAUUGCCAAGACGGUUGCCGGUGGAGGAGCAGCAGGAACCGACGGGAAGAAAGAUAAUGUGAAUGAGACAAAGGAACUGAGAUCGCAAGGUGUGCAGACUACUGAAGUGUCAGAAACUAGCAAUGCAGUGGAACUUGAGGUCAACAAUGAUCAAGGAAUUAGUGGAAAUAGAAAUGGCCCGCAAGAAACUCCUGGUUUCACUGUGUAUGUGAACAGAAGACCAAUAAGCAUGGGAGAGGUCAUGAAGGAUGUGGAAGCUCAAUUCACCAGAAUUUGUAAUUUUGCUGAUGAGCUCUCUGUGAUUCUGGAAGUUAGCACAGCUCAACCAUCUUCUUCCCCAUUUGGAUCUUUUAGAAUGUUGAACCCAGCUGCUUUGCUUCGUUCAACAUCUUCGCGCUCAUCUUCGUUUAGGUUCCUUCAAGCUUCUUCCAGUUCAAUAAAUGACGACCAAGAAAGUAGCAGCAAUGGAAUAGAGGAAUCAUGCAUUGCACCUGGAAGCCACAAGUCAACAUUAGACCGACUACAUCAAUGGGAGAAGAAGCUAUAUGAGGAAGUGAAGUGCGCAGAACGCAUACGAAUUGAAUAUGAAAAGAAGUGCAGACAACUAAGGAUUCAUGAUGUCCAUGGGGAAGAACCUUUUGUUGUUGAUAAAACUAGAGCAGCAAUCAGAGAUCUCCGAACUCAACUUAGAGUCUCCAUAAGUUCUGUUGAAUACAUAUCAAAGAGAAUUGAGGUAUUACGGGACCAGGAUUUGCACCCACUGGUGAUGGAACUGAUCCGCGGGUUAGCACGCAUGUGGAGGACCAUGGCCGAAUGCCACCGGAUACAAAAGCGCACAAUUGACGAGGCCAAGCUCCUCCUCUUCUCUCCCUCCGCCACCGCCGGCGUCCCCGCCCGGGUGCUUCCAGGACCCUCCCGCUCCGCCGCGUCUCUUGAGGCAGAACUCCGGAAUUGGGCCUCUCGCUUAUCGGCCUGGGUACAGGCCCAGCGUUGCUACGCCCGCGCCCUCGCCGGUUGGAUCCGUCGCUGCGCCCCUCCCGCCCGCGACGCCACGGCCCCCACCCCCAGCCGCUCCGGCGCCAGCGGAGCAGCACCUCCGGUGUACAUCGCCUGCGUCCGGUGGUCCCGGAUGCUGGAUUCGGUGAGCGAGGCGGCGGCCAUCGAGGGGGUGGAGAUGUUCGCGGCGGGAGUGGCUUCGGUGGCGGCGUCGUUGGCGGCGGGGCAGGGUAAGGAGGGGAAGUCGGAUAUGAUGGAUCCGGAGGCGGCUGUGGCGGCGGCGGCAGAGCUAGGAGCGAAGGUGGUGUGCGCGGGGCUGGCGGUGGCAGUGGGGGCGGUGGCGGAGUUGGCCGCCAACUCGGCGGAGGGAUACGAAGAAUUAGUGAAGACGCUCGACUUGAGGGUUAACUAGCACAGCUCUAUUUUAUUUUAUUUUUUAAAAAUCAAUUUAAUGAAUAACUUUCUAUUUAAAUAUAAAUAAAUCCAUACAUAUAUACUUUUAAUUUUA